AUGCGGGUGCACCUGGGCACUCUGGCAGGCGUGGCGGUACUCACUGGAGCGCUUAGCUUCCUUCUGCUGGCGACCGCCAUCGGCACGGACUUCUGGUACAUCAUCGACACGGAGCGGCUGGAACGCCGCGGCCCUGGGACACAGGAUCCGGGGGGAGCCGCCAACCUCAGCCAGUCCGAACCUCUGAGCUCUCACUCCGGACUCUGGCGGACCUGCCGCGUCCGGAGUCCCUGCCUGCCGCUGAUGAAUCCCUUCUGGCAGGAGAACGUGACCGUCAGUGACUCUAGCCGGCAGCUUCUCACCAUGCAUGGGACCUUUGUGACCCUGCUGCCACUCAGCCUCAUCCUCAUGGUCUUCGGGGGCAUGCUGGGCUUUCUGAGCUUCCUCGUCAGAACCCACCUCCUGUUUCUGCUCACUGGGGUCCUCUUCCUCUUUGGAGCCCUGGUGACCUUAGCCGGGAUCAGCGUCUACAUCGCCUACUCAGCGGCGGCCUUCCGGGAGGCGCUGUGUCUCCUGGAGGAGAAGGCCCUGCUGGACCAGGUGGACAUUCGCUUUGGCUGGUCCCUGGCCCUGGGCUGGGUCAGCAUCACGGCAGAGCUGCUCACUGGUGCGGCCUUCUUGGCAGCCGCCCGGGAGCUCACCCGGAGGCAGAGGCAGGACCAGGCCAUCUGA
Molecule: messenger RNA, 672 nt
Organism: Chrysochloris asiatica (Cape golden mole)
Lineage: Eukaryota; Metazoa; Chordata; Mammalia; Afrosoricida; Chrysochloridae
Gene: TMEM114
Product: transmembrane protein 114
Exons: 4
Coding region: 1-672 (223 amino acids)
Cellular component (GO): apical plasma membrane
Source: RefSeq, a predicted model, not a curated record